Molecule: messenger RNA, 774 nt
Organism: Trichophyton rubrum CBS 118892
Lineage: Eukaryota; Fungi; Ascomycota; Eurotiomycetes; Onygenales; Arthrodermataceae
Exons: 1
Coding region: 304-774 (156 amino acids)
Source: RefSeq, a predicted model, not a curated record
GGGCGGAACAGGCCCAGUGCCUGGUGCUGCAGCAUGAUGGUCCACAGUCCAGAGCGGGCGCCAAAGAAGGGCAAGGAAGAGAACAGUCUUGUCGGUUCUCGGGAGGCCUGGACGGUUGUUCGCUACUUACAGAGUAUACAAUACUCCAGAUUCUCUGUUAUCUAGUGUAUAUGGAGUACGGAGCCAUGCGCGUACUAACGUUGCCGCUGCUUGCUCAGCGCUAACUAUAAUACCGCUGUGGGCCAGGCAAGAGCUGAUCAUCCACCCAACCAGAUCGCCCAAACACCAGGCUGACUAGCAUAGAUGAAGGGGAAAUUGGCUCCAGGACUUGCCAGCGCACACAUCGCAUCCGCGCGGGACAUGUCGAGCGGCCACGGACGAAACCGUUCUGAGGGGCUUGGUGUGUCAGGACGAUGGGUUAUGGCCCCUGAAGCUGCGUCGUCAGCUAUCGAAUCAAAGGCCGUACUCUCAGAUUGGCCGGCUGCAGCCCAGGCACAACCGCUGUCCUCUCGGCGCCAGUGCAGCAAGCAGGCCGGGGUGAGCCAUCCAUCAACUGAGGAUCCCCCUGUCGGGAGAGACGCCGGUCUCAAUGUCUCCCGAUUCGCCCUUCGCACAUUCCUCACUGAUAAUGCGCCCUGGUAUUGUUCCACCGAGGCUGAUGAGACAUUUAUAACCUGCCAGAGUAUCCCGUUCUCCCUCGCUCGCUCGUUGAUAGUUCGAUGGUUCGAUGGUUCUUUGGCCAGACGUCGUCGUCGUCGUCGUCUCGACUCUUGA